AUGCCCCCUCCGUCUCGACCCGGCGCCGUCGGCCGCGCAAGCAUACGAGCUGGAUCAGUAACGCGCGCCCCCAGCGUCAGGCCUCCGAGCGCCGCCACUGUGUCAUCUCGAUCCGACAGGUCUGGUGCUGCCUCUCGCACAGAAUCUGCUCCGUCCACCAGGGCAUCUCCGGCUGCAGGCAUGAAGCGCAAAGAACGCGAUUUCGAGGCGGACUUCAAUGUUGAGACAAAUAUCAAUGUCGUCGUACGAUGCAGAGGCCGGAGUGAGCGCGAGGUGGAGGAGAACAGCGCCCUUGUCGUCAAGACAAAUGGUGUCAUGGGCCAGCAUGUCGAGUUGUCCAUGGGUUCGAAUGCGCUGAGCAACAAGACUUACGCCUUUGACCGGGUCUUCUCUCAGGCGGCAGAUCAAUCAAUGGUCUUCGACGAUGUAGUCAAGCCCAUUUUGAGUGAUAUGCUUGCUGGCUUCAACUGCACCAUUUUUGCCUAUGGCCAGACCGGUACUGGCAAGACCUAUACCAUGUCUGGUGAUAUGACUGAAUCAUUAGGCCUCCUCGCCCCUGAGGCUGGUAUUAUCCCGCGUGUAUUGCAAUCUCUGUUUAACAAGCUCGAUUCAGACGGUACCGAGAACUGUGUUCGAUGCUCAUUCAUCGAGCUUUACAAUGAGGAGCUACGCGACUUGCUCACCCCGGACGAGAACGCAAAAUUGAAGAUCUUCGACGACCUGUCAAAGAAGGGCCACAUGUCAACAAUGGUUCAAGGCGUGGAGGAGCGACACAUCACCAACGCUGCAGAAGGUAUCGCGCGAUUACAGGAAGGAAGUUUGAGGCGCCAAGUCGCCGCGACUAAGUGCAACGACCUGAGUAGUCGGAGUCAUACCGUCUUUACCAUCACAGUCCAUGCCAAGCGGCCAGGCGGCAGCGGUGAAGACUUCAUCAGCCUUGGGAAGCUCAACCUCGUUGAUCUUGCUGGAAGCGAGAAUAUCCAACGAUCCGGAGCGGAGAACAAGCGUGCGGCAGAAGCAGGCCUGAUCAAUAAGAGCUUGCUGACACUGGGCCGUGUGAUCAAUGCUCUUGUUGACAAAAGCGCUCACAUCCCAUACCGAGAGUCCAAACUUACUCGACUCUUGCAGGAUUCUCUCGGUGGAAGGACCAAAACCUGCAUUAUUGCGACCAUUUCACCAACCAAAAGCAACCUUGAGGAGACCAUCUCGACAAUGGAUUAUGCAUUCCGGGCAAAGAACAUCAGAAACAAGCCCCAGGUCAAUACUCUCAUCAACAAGAAGGCAUUGUUGAAGGAGUUUACGGCCGAGAUCGAGAAGCUCAAGACCGAAUUGAUCGCUACACGAUUACGCAAUGGUGUACAUCUCACAAAUGAGGCUUACGAGGAGAUGACGGCUCAGAGCGAGUCACGCCGUAUUCUCGCCGAUGAGCAAGCUGCCAAGAUUGUGACCCUGGAGUCAAACCUGCGCAAUAAAGUGCAAGAGCUCUUCUCCUUGACAUCGAGCUUUAUGGGACUCAAAAAGGAGCACGAGGGCACAAAAGCGCAGCUUGACGAGACGCAAGGCGUUCUUGACCAGACAGAACUCGUUCUAGCAGCCACGCGGAAGACGCUUGCCGAGGAAUCCCAACUCCGCGAAGCCCACCAGAAGACGGAGGAAAAGCUUGCGACCAUGGGAGGAGAGCUUAUCUCGACCCUCAAAAAGACGGUCGGUGAUGUGAGCGGCCUUCGAGCCAAGAACAAGAGGAAGUCGGAUUUGCAGGACCUGAACCGAAGCACAUGGACUAUGUCGCAGUCUCAGGUCUCAGACGUCACCGAGCUCGUUGAGAGCCGUGUUCAAGAGUUUCGGAACGACCAAGAAAGCCACAUCUACGGCGUCUCCCAGAGAAUGCAAGACUUCGUCCGGGAGGAGCUGCAGAAGUUGUCAGCUACUCAGGCCUUCCUCGACGAGAAUCUUGAAAAGUUCGUGGCAUCGAGGGAUGACCUCGUGGAGCAAAGGCAGCAGUCUAAAGAUGACAUGGACAAUGUCUUGGAAGAGAUCAAGGUUGUCAGGGACAACAUCAAGGAGAGAGUGGGGGAAAGCCUCCAGGCCAUCGCCGCAGCUGCUGAGAGAAUAGCCGCCGAUGUGAUGAGUGAGCUGGAUACAUUCCACUCUCACCUUCAUACAUCCUAUAGCUCUCUUGGCAAGGAUUUCAAAUCCAUCUUCGAAGACUUGCUUCGUCACAUUAGUGUUCAGCGAAGCGAGUCCGAUUCCUUGAGGAGGCAGUUGGAGGAUGCAAGCCAGACCAUGGUGCAAUCGAAUGAGUCUACUUCAGCACAAAUCGAGACGGUCGUCAACGAGGAGAGGAGACAAGCGGCGGAAGAUCGACAGCAGCUCCUAGCACAGAUCACAACACUAAUCAAUGCUCACGCUGAGCAGCAAGAGACUCGUUUAGCUGGCAAGGCUACCAGGAUACAAGAUCGUGUCAAUGGCGCCACCGAGAUCUUCGGCGGACAAAUCACGGCCUACUCAACGGGCAUGGACGCAUGGGACGCAAUGGAGGAGAAAUUGAUACAGGAUGUCUCCCAGUCCCGAGACGAAUUGAAGUUGAAGCUCAAGGACGAUUGGACCACGGCGAAUGACCACAGCACUUCUAUCCAGAACACGACCAAAUCAGUACAUGCCGAGACGGUUCGUGUGGUGGAUGAGCAGAUGAAAGACUUGGACGCGCAGAUGACAGACCUCGAUGACUUCGUGACUCGAGCUAGGUCAGAAAAUGCUUCACACCAUGCACAACACUCAACUUCCAUGGCCAAGUUGUCGGAUACAGUUGGGGCUUCUUUCUCCAACAUAUCGUCUCACUACAAGGGGACCUUCGACAGAGUGCACGAACUCGGGGAGAAGAUGGGCGCGGAAAUCGAGAACCUCCAGGAAGACUUGCAGCCCCUUGACGACAGCCUUUGCCAGCCUCUAAGCAAACUACGGGAAGACAUCUCGAGUACCGUUCUCCGCGAAUACGAGCCCACUGGGGAGACACCUAAGAGGGUUGAAUACCACUAUCCUACGCAGCUGCCUCGAACUGCCGCUCACGAUGUUCUCAUCGCUGGGAUUCCUGAUUCUCAUCUACAAACUCCAAGCCGGCCAACAGCCACGCCGAGCAAGGCUACACCUGCUCACCUUAUCUUCAGCGAUCUCGAUACAUCUGAACAGGCUAGGUCUCCGUCUCGGCCGACGUCCUCGGACUCUGCCACCAAUCCAUUGAGCCAGAGUCUACGGGAGGUCAACGCGAAUCUCACCACCAGCGCGCUGGUAUUUGACCCAACUUCAAGUACAAUGUCCGCCCUUCCUCCCGCCGACGAGAACACAAUACCUAUUGUCAAGAAGAGCACGUCAAGGAUCCCUUCUAAGCAGAUCAAAAAGGUCCACCUGGACGGCGUUGAAAACAUGCCACCAUCAGAGUUCUCCCAAAGUGCACGAAGACGGAAGAGCCCGCGAAUGCACUGA
Molecule: messenger RNA, 3480 nt
Organism: Diaporthe amygdali
Lineage: Eukaryota; Fungi; Ascomycota; Sordariomycetes; Diaporthales; Diaporthaceae
Exons: 3
Coding region: 1-3480 (1159 amino acids)
Biological process (GO): microtubule-based movement; mitotic spindle assembly
Cellular component (GO): spindle microtubule; nucleus
Molecular function (GO): plus-end-directed microtubule motor activity; ATP binding; microtubule binding
Source: RefSeq, a predicted model, not a curated record